CAUGGGAAACUCAGGUGUGGAAUAUACAACGUUGCCAAACGCAAAUUAUCAGCAAGACAUGCAAUAUGUCUUUAGACCAUGCAGUUGGAUUCUUGGUUCAAUUGGCAUCUGGCCACUCGCGAUUCGCGGAAUCGGGCGAAAUAUAUCCAAAAUAGCGAUAAUAAUCUGCAAUUUUGCAUUAAGCUUCGCGAUAGUGCCCUGCAUCCUACACAUCGUCUAUGAUGAGAAAGAUCUCAACAUAAGACUGAAGCUCUCCGGUCUGCUAGGCUUCUGCCUCAUGUCGAUGAUGAAGUAUUGUGUUCUCGCGCUACGUCGGCCCAAAAUAAUGCGCUGCAUCGAGCAUGUGAAGAGUGAUUGGUGGCAGGUGAAAUUCAGCUCCGACCGCGAACUUAUGCUGAAGUACGCUGGCAUUGGUCGUAAACUGUCUAUAAUCAGCGCGAGUUCUAUGUACAUCGCCGGUUUCAUUUACCACACGAUUUUGCCGUUUUGUACUGUGCAUGAAGUCAACAACCAAACAAUCAGACCACUCGUGUAUCCAACUUACAGUAAGUUUUAUCAGACCCAAAUGAGUCCCGUAUACGAAAUAGUGUAUUUGGCCCACUGCGUGUGUGGAUACACCAUGUACUCGGUCACGGCCGGUUUGUGCGGACUGGCAGCAAUAUUCGUCACUCAUGCAUGCGGUCAGAUCGACAUAAUCGCAUCUCGACUUGAGGAUCUUUCACAAGGCAAAAACUUCGAGAAAUCAUCGAAUGUUAACCAACGAAUCGCAAACAUCGUGAAAAGCCACGUUCAAGUAUUGAGAUUUUCGGUAGCCGUGGAAGAAAUUCUACAAGAAGUAUGUUUACUGGAAUUCGUCAGUUCGAUAUUCACAAUGUGCUUGCCUGAAUACUAUUGUAUAGUGGAUUGGCAAGAUAGUGAUACAGUUGGAUUGACGACUUAUUUUUUACUUUUUAUUUCAUUCUGCUUCAAUAUGUAUAUAUUAUGUUACACUGGCGAAUUGCUCAUGGAAAAGAGCAGCCAGAUUGGAUCAAUGUGUUUUAUGAUAGAUUGGUAUCAAUUGCCGCCAAAAUCAAUUCGCAGUCUAAUUUUAGUAAUUGCAAUGUCCAGCCAUCCUAUAAAGAUUAGUGCCGGCAAUAUGUUUGAUUUAUCAUUGGCAACUUUUGGAAAUGUACUCAAAACAAGUUUAGCGUAUCUAAGCUUCCUUCGGACAUUAGUAAUGUGAAAUAAUUGAAAUACUAUGGCAGAUGUGUAAAAGGACAAUCUUAAAUGUGCCGCCUCCUAUCAGCGUAGA
This is a messenger RNA of Linepithema humile (Argentine ant), 1291 nucleotides long. Its product is annotated as odorant receptor 4-like. Gene Ontology annotation, cellular component: plasma membrane. Gene Ontology annotation, biological process: detection of chemical stimulus involved in sensory perception of smell; sensory perception of smell. The record is from RefSeq and is a predicted model, not a curated record. Lineage: Eukaryota; Metazoa; Arthropoda; Insecta; Hymenoptera; Formicidae. Gene Ontology annotation, molecular function: olfactory receptor activity; odorant binding.